AGUCCCUAUUUGGAACUGCUCUCGCGGCAGUUCAGACCUCGUGCUCGUCCCCCUGCCUGUCUGUGUGUGGUAUCCGCAAGGUUCGGGCACUUUUUUUGGGGGGGUGUAUGUUGUAUGUGUGUCUGGUGUGCGUGUCAGGGUGUGUGUUUGCUGGCUUGUCGGCGCGCAGAGAGAAAAGCCGGGCCGAGGGGAAAGAAGGAAGCCGCAGAGCUCCUCGGUCUCGGGCUGCGUCUCCCCACCAGCGCUCUCCUGUCUGCGCGCACCCUGGAGGCGGCUGAGCCGGGCACCAGCGCUCGGACUGAGAGCAGCGAGGACCCCUUUGCGCGGAGGCUUCCCUUGUAUGCUGGAGUUAGGAUGCCAGAAAGGUUGACUUGCACCUACUGAACCUGGAGUAGUUUCCCCGGCUCUCGGAAGACCUAGGAGCGGCGGCGGCGGCAGUAGCAGACGGAACAGCAGGCGCUCUUAUCCGAGGGGGGGCGUCGAAGCGCCAGGCUCCCGCCCUCGCCCUCCGCUGUUCUCGCGGCCCCAAGCCGCCACCCGGUGCCUACCUCCUUCUCAUCCUCCACGCCGCGAGCCCGGGGUUCGCUCUGGGAUCGGACUCGUGCGCCCCGGAUGCUGGGGCUGUCCCGACGCGCCCCCCUGCCGGCGCGACAGGCUGAGUGAUCUAGAGGGGGCCCUUUGCUCGCCCCAGGAGAGGCGGCAGGCCUUGGGACCCGCGCUGGACUCUUGGAGGAGACGAACAUGUCCUCACAGUCUCCUGCUCUGAUCCGCCAGACGCAGCCCCGGGAAGGCUACCGUCCCCAGCCCGCCGAUCCCUAGGCGCACAAAGCCCAUUGCCGCCCGCCUGCCGGCUUCGGCGUCCGCCGACGACUUCGCUGCCUGCUCUGUGGCUCUUUGUCUCCGCUUGGAGCGGGCGCUCGACUCUGGGAUUUCGCUGCGAGAGCGGGCUGGGGGGGCCGGGGGCGAGCUCCCGCUUUCCCGGCCGCCCCCUGCUCAGGCUCGGUUCCCCCCUCCCCCGCAUCUCCCCAUCCCGGGCUCUCGGCGCUUCCACGCUCUCGGAAUCACGACCCCUCCCUGCCAUGUAUCCGCAAGGCAGACAUCCGGCUCCCCAUCAACCCGGGCAGCCGGGAUUUAAAUUCACCGUGGCUGAGUCUUGUGACAGGAUCAAAGACGAAUUCCAGUUUCUGCAAGCUCAAUAUCACAGCCUUAAAGUGGAGUACGACAAGCUGGCAAACGAGAAGACAGAGAUGCAGCGCCAUUAUGUGAUGUACUAUGAGAUGUCCUACGGCUUGAACAUUGAAAUGCACAAGCAGACAGAGAUUGCGAAGAGACUGAACACCAUUUUAGCGCAGAUCAUGCCUUUCCUGUCACAAGAGCACCAGCAGCAAGUGGCGCAGGCCGUGGAGCGCGCCAAGCAGGUCACCAUGACGGAGCUGAACGCCAUCAUCGGGCAACAGCAGCUCCAGGCACAGCACCUCUCCCAUGCCACGCACGGCCCCCCGGUCCAGCUGCCACCCCACCCGUCGGGCCUCCAGCCUCCAGGGAUACCCCCAGUGACGGGGAGCAGCUCAGGGCUGCUGGCUCUUGGUGCCCUGGGCAGCCAGGCCCACCUGACAGUGAAGGACGAGAAGAACCACCAUGAACUUGACCACAGAGAGAGAGAAGCAAGCGCGAAUAAUUCAGUAUCACCCUCGGAAAGCCUCCGGGCCAGUGAAAAGCACCGAGGCUCCACAGACUACAGCCUGGAAGCUAAGAAGCGGAAAGCAGAGGAGAAGGACAGCCUGAGCCGAUAUGACAGUGACGGGGACAAGAGUGAUGAUCUGGUGGUGGACGUGUCCAAUGAGGAUCCAACCACGCCCCGGGUCAGCCCGGCACACUCCCCUCCUGAAAAUGGGCUGGACAAGGCCCGAGGCCUGAAGAAGGAUGCCCCCACCAGCCCCGCCUCUGUGGCCUCUUCCAGCAGCACACCGUCCUCCAAGACCAAAGACCUUGGUCAUAAUGAUAAGUCCUCCACCCCUGGGCUCAAGUCCAACACGCCAACUCCAAGGAAUGAUGCCCCGACUCCCGGCACCAGCACGACCCCCGGGCUCCGGUCAAUGCCAGGCAAACCUCCAGGCAUGGACCCGCUAGGUAUAAUGGCCUCCGCCCUGCGCACGCCCAUCUCCAUCACCAGUUCCUACGCGGCACCCUUUGCCAUGAUGAGCCACCACGAUAUGAACGGCUCUCUCACCAGCCCUGGCGCCUACGCCAGCCUGCACAACAUCCCCCCACAGAUGAGUGCCGCGGCCGCCGCUGCAGCUGCCGCCUAUGGCCGGUCGUCAAUGGUUGGUUUUGACCCUCACCCGCCCAUGAGGGCCACAGGCCUGCCCUCAAGCCUCGCCUCCAUUCCUGGUGGAAAACCAGCCUACUCCUUCCAUGUGAGCGCCGACGGGCAGAUGCAGCCCGUGCCCUUUCCCCACGACGCCCUGGCUGGCCCCGGCAUCCCCAGGCACGCCCGCCAGAUCAACACCCUGAGCCACGGCGAGGUGGUGUGCGCCGUGACCAUCAGCAACCCCACGCGGCACGUCUACACGGGCGGCAAGGGCUGCGUGAAGAUCUGGGACAUCAGCCAGCCGGGCAGCAAGAGCCCCAUCUCCCAGCUGGAUUGCCUGAACAGGGACAACUACAUCAGAUCCUGUAAGCUGCUCCCUGACGGGCGCACGCUCAUCGUAGGCGGCGAGGCAAGCACACUCACCAUCUGGGACCUGGCCUCACCCACGCCCCGCAUCAAGGCUGAGCUCACGUCCUCCGCUCCCGCCUGCUACGCCCUGGCCAUCAGCCCCGACGCCAAAGUCUGCUUCUCCUGCUGCAGUGACGGGAACAUUGCCGUCUGGGACCUGCAUAACCAGACCCUGGUCAGGCAGUUCCAGGGCCACACGGAUGGAGCCAGCUGCAUAGACAUCUCCCACGAUGGCACCAAGCUGUGGACAGGGGGAUUGGACAACACCGUCCGUUCCUGGGACCUGCGGGAGGGCCGGCAGCUGCAGCAGCAUGACUUCACCUCUCAGAUCUUCUCUCUGGGGUACUGCCCUACUGGGGAGUGGCUGGCCGUGGGCAUGGAGAGCAGCAACGUGGAGGUGCUGCACCACACGAAGCCUGACAAGUACCAGCUGCACCUACAUGAGAGCUGUGUGCUCUCUCUCAAGUUUGCCUACUGCGGCAAGUGGUUCGUGAGCACGGGGAAAGAUAACCUCCUGAACGCCUGGAGGACGCCUUACGGAGCCAGCAUAUUCCAGUCUAAAGAAUCCUCAUCUGUCUUGAGUUGUGACAUUUCAGCGGAUGACAAAUACAUUGUAACAGGCUCUGGUGACAAGAAGGCCACAGUUUAUGAGGUCAUCUACUAAACAAGGACUCCAACAGGGCUGUCAGACCGUGGGAGGAAGAGACUCGGCUCUGACAGCGAGAUCGCGGACGGCGGCCCCAGAGGGCGCAGAGGACGGGCGCCUGCGGCCGCCACGUAUUCCAGGCCAGGCUGCUCCCCAGUGGGCUGCAAGGGUGCACGUCGUGGUCCUGGCUCCUUGGCGGGGACUGACGUGGCUCAUGGACUUUGUGGAUCGCCCCUUCCUCCUCCCCUAACAGCCCUGGCAAAUGUUACAAAUAGAAUUCCUUGGAGGUU
This is a messenger RNA of Elephantulus edwardii (Cape elephant shrew), 3655 nucleotides long. RefSeq names its product transducin-like enhancer of split 3 (E(sp1) homolog, Drosophila) (gene TLE3). Lineage: Eukaryota; Metazoa; Chordata; Mammalia; Macroscelidea; Macroscelididae. The record is from RefSeq and is a predicted model, not a curated record. The transcript is spliced from 20 exons. Gene Ontology annotation, cellular component: transcription regulator complex; nucleus. The coding region runs from base 1080 to 3383 and encodes 767 amino acids. Gene Ontology annotation, molecular function: protein binding; transcription corepressor activity. Gene Ontology annotation, biological process: regulation of DNA-templated transcription; negative regulation of canonical Wnt signaling pathway.